GGAUCCCAGGCAGCACGGGCAGUGUGAGGCUGGAGCCGCUCAGUGCACAGGACACCAAUCUCCCGGCAGCCAGGUAACAUCAGUUUUGAGACUAAUAAUCUACAUACGAAGGCUGAGAACAGUUUCAUCACAAUCUCGUGUCCUCUGUAGUUCUUGUGAGAAGUGUGUUGGACAGCUUGAAAAGAAGGGUGGCUAGCCGUGGUUCAUUGUGUGUCCUGUCCUCCCAACAUUUUCCUUACACCUCAGGUCGCGUCAUCCACAGUUCCUCAGCUCUGCUUCUUGCUUUUCUUUCACCGAUCACCAUGACUUUUGGCCACCACUCCCUCAGUUUCUCUCUGCAGCUAAGUUUUCUCCUUGGAUCCAUCUUGAGCCUGAGCUUUGGAUUAGAGUUCAUGGGCCUUCCCAAUCAGUGGGCUCGAUACCUUCGUUGGGAUGCCAGCACCCGCAGUGAUCUCAGUUUCCAGCUCAGGACCAACGUCUCUACUGGUCUCCUCCUCUACUUUGAUGAUGGAGGCAUUUGUGACUUCCUGUGCCUUUCACUGGCAGAUGGUCGCGUCCAUUUGCGCUUCAGCAUUGACUGUGCAGAGACCGUUGUGCUGAGUGACAAAAAAGUGAAUGAUGGUGGUUGGCACUUCCUGAUGAUUAGUCGGAAUCGACUGCGGACCAUCAUGGUUCUGGAUGGGGAAGCCAUACCUGGAGAGGUCCGUCCACAAAGACAGCACAUGAAUAUUGUCAGUGACCUAUUUGUGGGUGGUGUCCCAGGAGAUAUUCGAUCUGAUGCGCUGACACUCGGCACUCUGAGGGAUAUACCUCCAUUCUCUGGAUACCUUCUUGACCUUAAGUAUGGCAACUCUGAGCCAAGGUUACUGGGGAGUCAAGGGGCUCGGUUGGAUCUGGAGGGACUAUGUACUGAGAACCCAUGUGAGAAUGGAGGAACCUGUCUUCUACUGGCUGGGGAACCCACCUGUGAUUGUACGGCCACUGGAUAUGGGGGCAAGUUUUGCUCAGAAGCGAGAGAGGACAAUGUGGCCACGUUCCGUGGAUCAGAGUAUUUAUGCUAUGACUUGUCUCAGAACCCAAUCCAAAGCAGCAGCGAUGAGAUCACAUUAUCAUUCAAGACUCGGCAGAGGAAUGGCCUUAUCUUGCACACAGGGAAGUCCGCAGACUAUGUCAACCUGGCGCUGAAAGGAGGAGCCGUUUCAUUAGUCAUCAACUUGGGCUCAGGUGCCUUUGAGGCCAUCGUGGAACCAACCAAUGAUAAAUUCAAUGACAACGAAUGGCAUGAUGUCAAGGUUACCCGAAACCUACGCCAGCUCUCUGGCAUUGGACACGCUAUGGUGACCAUCUCGGUGGAUGGAAUUCUGACCACGACGGGUUACACCCAGGAAGAUUACACCAUGCUGGGAUCAGACGAUUUCUUCUAUGUAGGAGGAAGUCCAAGUACCGCAGACCUUCCUGGAUCUCCUGUUAGCAACAACUUCAUGGGCUGCUUGAAAGAGGUUGUAUACAAAAACAAUGAUAUCCGCCUUGAGCUUUCUCGUUUGGCCCGUAUUGGAGAUACCAAGAUGAAGAUCUAUGGAGAUGUGGUAUUCAAAUGUGAGAAUGUAGCUACCCUUGAUCCUAUCAGCUUUGAGAGCCCAGAAGCCUACAUCAGCCUUCCCAAGUGGAACACAAAACGGAUGGGGUCCAUCUCUUUUGAUUUUCGCACUACUGAACCGAAUGGCCUCAUCCUCUUCACCCAUGGGAAGCCUCAAGACAGGAAAGAUAUCAGGAGCCAGAAAAACACAAAAGUGGACUUCUUUGCAGUAGAGCUACUGGAUGGGAAUCUAUAUCUUCUACUGGACAUGGGCUCAGGGACAAUUAAAGUUAAAGCCACCAGCAAGAAGGCAAAUGAUGGAGAAUGGUGCCAUGUUGACAUCCAAAGAGAUGGCAGAUCAGGCACUAUUUCUGUGAACAGCAAGCGCACGCCAUUCACUGCCAGUGGGGAGAGUGAAAUCCUGGACUUGGAAGGAGACAUGUAUUUAGGGGGUCUUCCAGAGAACCGUGCAGGGCUUAUCCUGCCCACUGAGCUGUGGACAGCUAUGCUGAACUAUGGUUACGUGGGGUGCAUCAGAGACUUAUUUAUUGACGGGCGCAGUAAAAACAUCCGAGCAUUGGCAGAAGCACAGAACGCAGCAGGGGUGAAGUCCUCUUGCUCUCGGAUGAGUGGAAAGCAGUGCGAUAGCUACCCUUGCAAAAACAAUGCCGCCUGCAGAGAUGGUUGGAACCGCUUCGUAUGUGAUUGUACUGGCACAGGGCACUGGGGUAGAACCUGUGAAAGAGAGGCCUCCAUCCUGAGCUAUGAUGGGAGCAUGUAUAUGAAAAUUAUCAUGCCAGUUGUGAUGCACACUGAAGCCGAGGAUGUCUCUUUUCGCUUCAAGUCUCAGCGAGCCUAUGGGUUAUUGGUAGCCACCACGUCCAGAGACUCUGCCGACACCUUGAAGUUGGAGCUAGACAGUGGAAAGGUCAAACUCACUGUCAACCUAGACUGUAUCAGGAUAAACUGUAACGCCAGUAAGGGACCAGAAACCCUUUAUGCUGGACAGAAGCUGAAUGAUAAUGAAUGGCACACAGUCCGAGUUGUACGACGAGGAAAGACCCUAAAGCUAACCGUGGAUGAUGAUGUGGCCGAAGGUACUAUGGUGGGAGAUCACACCCGCCUGGAAUUUCACAACAUUGAGACCGGGGUGAUGACAGAAAAGCGAUUUGCCUCCGCCGUCCCCUCGAGCUUCAUUGGGCACCUCCAGAGCCUCAUGUUCAAUGGCCUCCUUUACAUCGACCUGUGCAAGAAUGGCGACAUAGAUUACUGCGAGCUGAAGGCGCGGUUCGGCAUGCGCUCAAUUAUAGCAGACCCGGUCACAUUCAGGACAAAGGCCAGCUACCUGACCCUUUCCACCUUACAAGCUUACACCUCAAUGCAUCUCUUCUUCCAGUUCAAAACCAUUUCACCAGAUGGUUUCAUUCUAUUCAACAGUGGGGACGGCAAUGACUUCAUCGCUGUGGAGCUAGUGAAGGGGUAUAUUCACUAUGUGUUUGAUCUCGGGAAUGGCCCUAAUGUCAUUAAAGGAAACAGUGACAAACAGCUUAAUGACAACCAGUGGCAUCAUGUGGUCAUAACAAGAGACAACAGCAACACGCACACUUUAAAAGUGGACACUAAAGCUGUUACACAGGUCAUCAACGGUGCCAAAAAUUUGGACCUUAAAGGUGACUUGUUCAUUGCUGGCCUGGUUCAGGGCAUGUAUAGCAGUUUACCAAAGCUAGUGGCCUCUCGUGAUGGAUUUCAAGGCUGCUUGGCAUCUGUUGAUCUAAAUGGACGUCUGCCGGAUCUCAUUAAUGAUGCACUGCACCGCAGUGGGCAGAUUGAACGUGGAUGCGAAGACGCUUUGACCAAAGCUAAUCUACAAGGUCCAACCACCACUUGCCAAGAAGAUUCCUGUGCUAACCAAGGAGUCUGUAUACAGCAGUGGGACGGGUUUACCUGCGAUUGUUCUAUGACAUCAUACUCAGGGACUCAGUGCAAUGACCCUGGAGCCACCUACAUAUUUGGGAAAAGCGGUGGACUGAUCCUGUACACCUGGCCACACAACGACCGCCCCAGCACUCGCACAGACAGAUUAGCUGUGGGAUUCAGCACAACUGUAAAGGACGGGAUCCUAGUGCGAAUUGAUAGUGCUCCGGGACUCAUGGACUUCCUGCAGCUCCACAUAGAGCAGGGCAAAGUUGGAGUGACUUUUAACAUUGGGCUCAUGGACAUUUCCAUCCGAGAGGAGAGUACACCGGUAAAUGAUGGUAACUACCAUGUGGUGAGGUACACCCGCAAUGGAGGAAAUGCCACCUUACAAGUGGACAACUGGCCAAUCAAUGAGCACUUUCCAGGAGGCAACACAGAACUGCACCAAAAGCCGAAGCUGCCCUAUAAAUUACCUCGGACCCCAGAGGAUGGGCAGCAGGAUAAAGGGCUCAUUAUCUCAGGACUGGAAGAUGGCACAAGACUCCUGAAUCCUGAGUUCAAGAGAGUGGGACCUGCCCUUCCAAAAGGACGGCCGCUGACGAUCUUCAAUACCCAGGCCCAGAUAGCCAUUGGAGGAAAGGACAGAGGGCGGCCAUUCCAAGGUCAGCUCUCAGGGCUGUACUAUAAUGGUUUAAAAGUGCUGAACAUGGCAGCUGAACACAGCCCUCACGUCAACAUAAGUGGGAGUGUAAGGCUAGUGGGUGAGGUGCCCUCAAUUCUUGGGACAACACCAACCACCUCUAUGCCUCCUGAAAUGUCCACCACCAUUAUGGAGACCACUACAACACUCGCUACCACCACCACCAGGAAGAACCGGUCUUCUCCAGGAUCCACGCUUACAGACGAGAUUGUCUCAUCGGCAGAAUGUUCUAUCACUAGUGACGAUGAAGAUAGUGUAGACUGUGAAUCUGCUACAGGAGGUGAAUUAGUAAUCCCUGUCCUGGUAGAGGAUCCUUUAGAUAUCCCUUCAAUAGUUACACGUAUUCCCUCCAUUACUCUCCCUCCCACCCUUCGACCACUCCUCACCAUAAUUGAGACCACCAAAGAUUCCCUGUCUGUGACCCCUGAUGCUGGGUUACCGUGCUUUUCGGACCAAGGCAGCGAUGGUUGUGAUGAUGAUGAUGGCUUGGUGAUAUCUGGGUAUGGCUCAGGGGAAACAUUUGACGCUAACCUGCCCCCUACCGAUGACGAAGAUUUUUACACCACCCUCUCCUUGGUAACAGAUAAGAGCUUUUCCACAUCAUUCAUCGAUGGUGGCUACAAAUCACAGGCGCCCAAAUGGGGAUCAAAGGACUUUAGACCUAACAAAGUCUCCGAACCUGGUAGGACUUCUACCACAAGUUUGCCCCCUGAGCUGAUACGCUCCACGUCUUCAUCUGGGAUGGUGCCCAUGGUGCCAGCUGGCAAAAUGAAUAAUCAUGAGCUUAAACCCCAGCCUGAUAUAGUCUUGCUACCGUUGCCCACUGCCUAUGAGCUAGACAGCACCAAGCUCAGGAGUCCACUAAUAACACCCCCCAUGUUCCGUAAUGUGCCCACAGCAAACCCCACGAUGCCGGGAAGCAGACGAGUCCCGGGGGCUUCUGAGGUGGUCCGGGAGUCCAGCAGCACCACGGGAAUGGUCGUCGGCAUUGUGGCAGCCGCUGCCCUCUGCAUCCUGAUCCUCCUGUAUGCCAUGUACAAGUACAGAAACAGGGAUGAGGGGUCCUACCAGGUGGAUGAGACGCGGAAUUACAUCAGCAACUCUGCUCAGAGCAAUGGGGCCCUAGUGAAGGAGAAGCAGCACGGCUCUAAAGGCGGCCACAAGAAGCAGAAAAAUAAGGACAAAGAGUACUAUGUGUAAAUUAAAAUUAAUAUAUGUAAUCAAAGCAAAUAUGUGAACAAAACAGCAAAAGGCAUAACAAACGUUGCUAUUGAUGUAUAGAAAUCUAAAUAUCUGCAGACAGUAGCAGUAAUGUUCUGAAAGUGAAAAUUGGAGCAUCAGCUGCCCUUGUGCCAGAGGCAUGAGAGAGAGAGAGCUGUCACGGUUUCACCCAGGCUGCAAACAGCUAACUUUCUUACUCAACUGUAAUAUAAAAGCACACUUAUUCUAUUGCCACGGAUGGCAAUAAAAUGAAAUAUAUAGAUAUAUAUCUCUACAGAAGAGAAAGCUUAGUGAGCUCCGGCUGACCAGUUCUAGGGCUCUCUCCUCCAGCUGCAUGGGUCCAAUUAUAGAGGAGACCCUGGACUCCAUUGCAACACCACUCCGAGAGAGCCUUAUAAUACUAACUGACUGAACCGAAUCUUAUUUCAACAAAUAUGGUUUCUUUUUUGUUUUUCAUUUUUAUGUUUCUGGUUUUGGAAGAUAUUUAUGUUCUUUUGGGUUUAUUUUCAUGCGUUUUGAACGAUCAAAUAACUUUGUUUAUAAAGAAAAACAUCACAUGGCAAAAUGUAGCCAUGCCCAGCCAAGGAACUGUAGAUUCCAUGUACAAUACCAGAGCGAAUGAUUUGGAGUGCGUGAGAGUAUGUCUGUGCCCUGCGUGAUUAUAGCUGGAGAUUGUUGCCAUACAAAUAAAUCAUAAUGUGUUCUCUUUGCAUAGCAGGUUGUGGUGUCUAUAGAACAUAUUCUUUGCAGUAUGUUUUAAUAAAACACAAAAACUAUCUUGGAAAGAGAAUUGGCAAGGACUAGGUCUGUUGUGAGAUCUGGCCAAUGUCUGUAUAUACUCAGAACUCUGUCACAUGGUCACAAGCUCCAAUGCUAAAGAGAAUGGAAGCAGCUUGCCUACUGUCAAGUUACAGCCAAACAGCAGCAAUUGAAAAUGAUCAAGAAUUAAACAUCUAAAAAGAUAUACAAGUGAAAAAACAAAACAAAAAAAACACAUCCCUAAAAGGGGAGGAAUAUCAGAGACUUUUACUUUGCGUUCUGGUUUUGUGACUUCCUGCGAUGCAUGCAAAAAAGAAAACUAAAAUAAAAAUUAAAAAUUAAAAAAACAACAACUAAAACAAAGAACUGGUGGGAAAUUUAAAAGAAGAAUCUGUUUGAUGGGACAACACUUGUGACAACUUUAAAAAUAGGUCACAAAAGCCAAAAUGUGUCAUGAAGCGGAAUCCACGUGUUUUUCUUUUCAUACAGUGUGGAAUGUUCUUUGAAUUAGCACCCACCCAUUCUGCCUUUAUUUUAGGACUACAAUUAAAAUGGAGAUACUUUGUCACAGAUGAAUUUAUCAGAGAAAAUAAAAUGAAUUUUAUUACUA
This is a messenger RNA of Pelobates fuscus (common spadefoot toad), 6783 nucleotides long. RefSeq names its product neurexin 3 (gene NRXN3). The record is from RefSeq and is a predicted model, not a curated record. Lineage: Eukaryota; Metazoa; Chordata; Amphibia; Anura; Pelobatidae. Bases 303 to 5393 code for a protein of 1696 amino acids. The transcript is spliced from 22 exons.